Molecule: messenger RNA, 2364 nt
Organism: Arvicanthis niloticus (Nile rat)
Lineage: Eukaryota; Metazoa; Chordata; Mammalia; Rodentia; Muridae
Source: RefSeq, a predicted model, not a curated record
AUGCCAGGAGGUAUGGCGCCCCUCAAGAAGCCUCGGAAUCCCACAAAAUUGCCCCUGGCUUUAAACCCCACGAAGAGCAAGGACGUUUUGGCAGUGCUGGCUGAGAGGAACCAGGCCAUAGUACCAGUCGGGGCUUGGGUGGAACCUGCUUCACCAAAUUGGUCGGGAAUUCCAGCACAUACUUCAGCAUAUGUAAUUGAAGAGGAAAUAAAGGAACAGCAACGAAGAAAACAAGAGUCUCUGAGACACUUUCAGAGGCAAGUCAGACACCGGGUCAAUCAGCAGGUUAAGCUGAGGAAAAAGCAGCAACUUCACAAGUCUUACAGAGCAGCAGAAAAGGAAGACUCUAUAGCCAUGCGGUACUCAGAUUCGGCACAUUUAGCUUCUAAAAGGACAAGUGUUUUCCCUAGCAGUUUGAAUGCUGCUGUUGGAAGUUUUAGGUUACCCUCUUCCCAGGUGCUUGGUGAUGCAACAGAAGAUGGAGAGAAUCAGAAUCAGUUGUUUCAAAAACAAGCUCAAGCUCUUAGUCAAACUAUGAAACAGGCACGUCACCAGCUGGCAUCCUUGAAAACUGUGAGUGAAAAAAAGACAUCAGUGUUUCCAAAUGGUGGAAGGAAAAGCUCUCCCACCCAAGAGGACCUUGGCUGUGGGAAAAUUUCAUUUAUUUCUUUAAGUGAGGAGAGAGACCAUUUGUUUGUGAGCAGCUGCCAACAGGAUCUCCUUUCUGAAGGCAAAGAAAAGGCUCUCAGCAAAGUUCAGAAAGUAAAAUUCAAAAAUCCAUUAUCUGUUGUGAUAAAAGAAGAUGAAGGAAAGCAAUUACAUCCUCAUAGCCUUCAAGCUGUUCUUCCAGAAGCCCAGGGUUAUUUUGUAGAAGUUCAAAGCAGCCUUCCAGAAUCUCAGAAUGAUGUGAUAGAUGUCCAGAAUGUUGAGCCUAAAGCUUCAGGAAUUGAACCCAAAGCUCCAGGUGUUGAGCCAGACACCCAGGCCACUGGAAUGGAGUUUCAGACCACAGAGCCAGAAGGCCAGGCUGUUAAGACGGAGAUUCAGGAUGUUCUUAAAGUCCAGACUGUUGAGGUCGAUGGGAAUACUGAGUUGGAGGCCCAGGAUUUUCUUCCCAGAGACCAAGAUUUUCUGCCCGAUUGUCAAUACCAGGAUUCUUUACCCAAAGAUCACCCUAGUUACCAGAAUGUUUUACCUAAAUACCAGGACCAGCAUUUUCUACCAGUAGACCAGAAAUUUUUACCUAGAAACCAACUUGCUUUACCCAAAGAACAGAAUCAUCCACUCAAAUGUCAGAAGCAGGGUCUCCUACCUAAAGAACAGUUUCCCCUGCCCAGACAGCAGUAUAUUUUACCUAUAUAUCAGGACCGAAGAGAUCCGCAUGUUCUUCCUAAAUGUCAAGAUCAUGAUGUUCUUUCCAAAGGCCAGAAUUAUCUACACAGUUAUCAGGAGCAGAAUCUUCCACUCCAGAAUCAGGACAGGUUUCUCAAGCAAUCAUCAGCUCUUAUGGGAAGAGAGAGAGGGGAUGAGGAGUUGCCUCUGGAGUCUCCUCAGUAUGCUCCACCUCAGAUCCAGGACCAAGUGUUCCUUAGAGAACAGAGCCAGCAGCCUUCUGUUAGGACAGCCGAAAGGUGGCAGGAGGAUUUGUAUUUCAGUGGCCAUGAACGUCUUUCCCCCAGACAACGAAGAGACGGGUGCAACAGGCGACAGCAGGUCUAUGAGGAGUAUCGGUCGGGACUGAGCACUGAACAGCAGCCUCUGGUGGCAUUUCAGUCUGGAGUGGAUCAAGAAGAAGACAAAAAAGAGCGUCAAAAGCAAUAUCUGAGACACAGGAGGCUUUUCAUGGAUAUUGAGAGAGAACAAGUGAAAGAACAGAACAGACAAAAGGAACAAAAGAGGAGGAUUGAAAAACUUAAGAAAAGGAAAGAAGAACAGCGCUAUGCUGAAGAGCAGAGACUCCUGAAAAUGAGCUGUCAUGAAGAACCUUACUCAGAAGAGAAGAUAAGUGAUGUUUUAGCCCAGCUACAACUGGAAGAAACAAAAGGAGCCAGAGAAAAACAGCAACAGAGAGAAAAAGAAUAUAUAAGAUAUGUAGAAGCUUUACGAGCCCAGGUCCAGGAGAAAAUGAAGCUUUAUAAUAUCACUUUACCUCCAUUAUGCUGUUGUGGUCCUGAUUUUUGGGAUGCUCAUCCUGAUACCUGUGCCAACAACUGCAUUUUCUAUAAAAACUACAGAGCAUAUAAUCGGGCAUUGCAUUCUGUCAUCAGUUCUUCUGAUAUCUCUGAGGGGAACGCAACUCUUCGAAAUGCCAUUCGUAAUUUUGCUUCUGCACAUAGACGGACUUCAAAACAAAGUCUCCAGUAA